Astyanax mexicanus (Mexican tetra) is the source of this 3684-nucleotide messenger RNA. RefSeq names its product S-antigen; retina and pineal gland (arrestin) b (gene sagb). Lineage: Eukaryota; Metazoa; Chordata; Actinopteri; Characiformes; Acestrorhamphidae. Gene Ontology annotation, biological process: G protein-coupled receptor internalization; signal transduction. Gene Ontology annotation, cellular component: photoreceptor outer segment; photoreceptor inner segment. Bases 88 to 1161 code for a protein of 357 amino acids. The transcript is spliced from 15 exons. Gene Ontology annotation, molecular function: G protein-coupled receptor binding. The record is from RefSeq and is a predicted model, not a curated record.
CAAAUACGGCCACUUGUGCACACCUGCACACACACAACUUUGUGCCUGGGCAUCUUGUGGAUACACGUAUACACACACAGGUUCAUCAUGAGUCCUAAACACGUGAUUUUUAAGAAGCUCUCCCGUGAUAAAUCAGUGGGUGUUUAUUUGGGCAGGAGAGACUUUGUGGAUCACUGUGAUUUUGUUGAUCCUGUUGAUGGUGUGGUGCUGAUUGAUCCGGAGCAAACAAAAGGAAAGAAAGUUUAUGUUAUGCUAUCAUGUACGUUCCGUUAUGGCCGGGAUGACAUGGACGUGUUGGGGGUGGCGUUUCGGAGAGACAUUUUCCUGUGCACGCGACAGGUUUACCCCCCACUGCAGGACGUAGAGCGCAGCAUUCACACCAAAUUACAGGAGAGACUUCUGCGCAAACUGGGGAUCAACGCAUACCCCUUCUUCUUUGAGUUUCCAGAUAAUCUGCCAUGCUCUGUGGCGCUGCACCCUACACCCACUGAUGUAGGAAAGCAUUGUGCCGUGGAGUUUGAGGUGAAGGCGUUUUGUGCUGACAAUCAAGAUGAGAAAGCUCAGAAAAGGAGCUCAGUGCGCCUGGCCAUCAGGAAGGUGCAGUAUGCUCCUGAUCAAGGAGGCCCAGCUCCAUCUAAUGAGACCACUUGUGAGUUCAUGAUGUCAGACAAGCCUCUCCACAUGUCCAUCUCUCUGGAUAAAGAUACGUAUUAUCAUGGAGAUACAAUUCAUGCCAAUGUGGUAAUCGAUAACAGCUCCAGCAAAGACGUGAAAAACAUCACAGUUUCAGUCGAGCAGAUUACUAACGUGGUGCUGUACUCCAACGAUAAGUACGUUAGAACUAUCGCCUGUGAUGAAAGUUCUGAGUCUGUGCCGUCUGGAACCAGCAUGAAGAAAGUUUACUCGCUCCGUCCUCUGCUGGACAGCAACCGGGAGAAGCGUGGCCUGGCUGUGGACGGGAAACUGAAGCAUGAGGACACCAACCUGGCCUCCUCUACCAUAGUGAAAGCAGAGGUGCUGAAGGAGGUUCUUGGGAUGGUGGUCUCCUACAGAGUGGUGGUUAAAGGCACUGCAGCUGGCAUGAUUGGAUCCAGUGAGGUUACCGUGGACGUGCCAUUCAUACUCAUGCACCCUAAACCUGAUGCAGUCAAAGAAAGGUGAGCAACUCCUAAUUUAUCUUUACAUAUCAUUUCUGUUUUCUCUAAUACAUAUACACCAUAACAUCACCCAUCAGCAGUAAAACACAGUGUUACUGUUACGAAAGUGAGGGGAUGGACGUAAGUGCAGAAUAAUUAAUUUAUAAUUAAACAAACUAAAACAAACAAACAAACAAAAUAAACCAAAGUUACACUGAAUAUAAACAGAAAACGAACACGGGUAAACGCAAGACAAAAAUACACGACUGAAAUAACUAAAAUAACAAAGAUGAGAUUAAAGUAUAAUCAAAACUAAGAAACCAGUAACUCUAGAAAUAAAAAAACCACCUGACAAACACGCAGCAAGGAAUCACACAAAAGACUAGACAAAGAAGGCUUGAAACAAAGGGGCUUAUAUACAUGAGGAGGGAACAGGAAACUGGAAACACCUGAGGAUCAAUCAAGAGGGGGCGGGGUUACAAAUCACUGAUGACGGGGUGGGGCUAGGGCGGAGACAGGACCAAAACACAACAGAAGCACAUGGCUGGGAAACACAUGACAGGUAAACAGAGGGGCAGGAGCACAUGGGACCAAAUGAGGGAGAAACACAAGACAGACAUGGGCUGAGGUGUGACAGUUACACAUCUGAGGGAGGCUGUCUAAUAAAUCCAAAUUCAUACAAACAUUCAUUUAAUACAAUUCAACAUAUUGAAGACCAACGUUACAACUUAAACCCUGUGAAUUUAUUUUUCACCGAGAUCAGCCCAUUAAACUAAAAUAUAUUAAAAUCACAAUAACACCAGCUAGGGGGGUCGUCAUUAUUUACUUUUUUUUAUUAUUAGGGUUUCAAGUUGCAGUAACAGUGUUAAACUACCUCCACCUUGUUUGGAAGCUGUACUUUAUCCUGGCUAGCUCUCACUGUGAGUUGUAGAUAAAACUACGUCCACCAUGUUUAGAAGCUUUACUUCAGUCUGGCUAAGUCACAAGUCUACACACAAUGUAUCAAACAUAUUCACUGUGAAAACAGAUAGUUUAAUAAGGGUAAUCUGGAGAAAUAUCUGUCUGAUUGUUGUUAGAAUACGAUUAGAUAAUUGAAAGCUCAUUUUACUGCAACCAGUUUAACGACAGAAAAGUAUCUGUAUUAUAUUUGACCCUGAGUUAGGCAGGAUCUGUUCCGCCCUACAAUCUGAGUGUUUCGUGUUUCACACCAAGCGUCUUACUUUGUCUCACACUUCCUCUGCCUGCCACCACAACACAAUGUGAGACACGUGGACACACACACUCACAAUUUUUUUUAUUUAUUUAUUUCUUUUAUGCUGUCUUUUUCUGGUGUUUCAAGUAAUCUAUAUUAUCCUAAACAAUCUUAUAUUUCCUCAGUAUAAAAGUGUUUUUUCAGUCAAUACAUAAAUAGUAAAUAAAUACAGUCAAUAAAAACAAGUUCUUUCUUUUGUGAGAUUAUACACUUGCAGGAAAGCAAGAGGAAAUUAAAAUAUAAAAAAAUAUAAAACUUAAAGAAAAUAUCCAAACCUGCUGUUUCCUACCCCUGCUUUGGAUGUUUGGUAGGUGAUGAAAAAUCCUUUUUACAGAUUUUAGAUCAUGCCCACCACCAAUUUCUUACAAAUGUAGUUGCUAAAAAUCCUUGUACUUAACAACCCUGAGAUAUGAAAUACAUCAAGCGUACACUGGCGUUUGCACAGACCUGCAUAUCUAUGUUUUCUAUCAUUAUCUCACUAUUUCUUUUGUGCACGUUUGUGCGUUAACAGUGACGGGGACACUGAUAUGGUCUUUGAGGAGUUUAAGCGUUCCUGCCUAAGGGGACUCAUUGGAGACGAUGAUGAUUCCCCUGCUGAACCUUGAGACGCUGAGAAGGAUCACCACGAAAACAAUCGACACUGCGCUCGCUGCUCAUUGAGGAAUGGUUAUAGUAGCUUAUUUGUGUUUAUAGGUGUACAUACUUUGAAGACUGGGCUUAUGAACUAGUGUUUAUAUGUUCGCUGGCCACUUUAUUAGAAACCCCUACCUUGUGUUUCAACUAACUGGCUGCUUCAUUUUUACCCUUUUACUCCCCGGUAGAGGUAUACAGGCUGUAAUAAAGUUGUCUAUGUAGAGUGCAGAAUCAGCACCCUGUACUCAAUUCACCAUUAGUCCUUUUUCUUAAACACCUAAAAUUUUCCAGCGAGUGCAGCUCUGUGGUUAAAAACAGGGGUUUCUAAACAGAAGUGGGCAGUAGCGUAAAUGUGUACAUGAUGUGAGAGUCAGCUAAUGGACUAGAAGGCAGUGGUCAGUGGAUUUUUAGUUUGUUUAGAUGUAGGGAAGAGUGUACAGGUGUAGUGAAUGUACUUUCGAGGUAUAGAGGUGUAGUAAAUGUACAUUAGAAGUGGAUAGCUUAUGGUAUGUAGGGUUAGAUGUAUGUAUAUGGUAAAGCGUAAGGUAAGAUAGGAUGGAUCUCAGGCAGUUUGAAGGCGGGCAGGUGGGGAGAUGCAGGAUGUUCUCUAUUUGCUGUAGGACUGUCAAUAAUGCAAACAUUAAAAAUCAUUUUUAACAUAAA